AUGAGUAAAGAAGAUCAUUUGGAGAAAUUCAAUAAGAUGAAUGAUGAUGUCGAACCGUUCAGAAAGAAUUUAACGGAAUGUGCUCGUCAAGUGAAGGCUUCUAUGGUAGACGUAGAGAACUUUUUGAAGAGAAUACCUCAAUCAACGAUGCAAGGAAAAUGCUUUGUCGCCUGUAUAUUAAAAAGGAACAACAUUAUAAAAAACGAUAGGAUUUAUGAAAAUGGUAUUUUGGAAGCUAAUAGGCAAGUGUACGGCGACGACAGUGAGGUGAUGUUUAGAUUAAAGAUGGCGGUUAAGGAAUGCUCUCAGGCCGUGGAAAAUAUUUUCGAAAUUUGCGAAUACGCAGCAGUAUUUAACGAUUGCAUGCAUAUGAAAAUGGAGCAUAUCCUUGAUAAGGUAACUAUGGAAAGACGUAUGGAAGCUUUGGGCCAGAUGAGUUCUGAUCCUGACGCUUGGACUGAUGAAGAAGACGAAAUGUUGAAAUUGGUGAAAGAUGAACUGUAGCUUUGAAAAAAAUAUUUUUAUUAUCAUAUGAUUUAUGACCUUUUAACAAUUUUAAAUUAAUAUUUUAAACCGAAUGAAGAUACUUUAAAGUGAAAUUAGGAUAUUCCUAUUAAAUUAUUUUUUCAUUCAAAUAUAAUAUGCAAGAUUGUUAUGUGUCAGGACUCCGUAGGGUGGAUGAAUGAACUUUUACUAUAGGAGUAAUACAGAAUUCGCGAAAACAUUAUCCGUAACUGAUUAUUUUUGCUCCCAUAGUAAAAGUUGUUCGGUAUACUUAACUAAUCCACAGUCUUGGAAUAUAAUAAUCUUCCACCUUAUAUAUGGAAUCAGUUAAUGUCUAGUCUAUGAAAUAUAUUUUUUAAAUGUAAAAUUUAAGACAUUUUUGUGGUUAUUAAAUUAAAACACGAAUUAGUGUUAUAAUUUGUUUUAUUAAUUUAUUAAAGGUAAGUACUUUAAAACUAUACAAUCACACAUUUAUUUAUCACAUUAAUGUUUUCUAUCAGUUUGAUAGAAAAACAAUGACUCUAACAGAGACGAACACUCGUAUCCCUUAGAGAGAAGUCUUUACUAGAGAAAAUGUAAUUUCUUUAUUUAAACAAAUAUUUUCCACAAAUUAACAAGAAAUUGAAUGAAUCAAUAACUCUCGAUAAUAGGUAAUAUUAUAAUUAUAAUUCUCGUGCUUUGGUUAGAAAUUUGCUUAAGUUAUAUUAUAACAUUUUCUCAAGUUAUUACUUCUCUCAACUAUAUACGAGUUGAAGAUUAUAAGUAACAUAUAAAAGUAAAACAAUAAAUACUAAACAAAAAUUACAAUUUAACACGAAUCUUAUUAUCGUCAAUAAGGUAAUUAAAAUUAAAUGCUAUUUCUUCGUUUCAAUGUUAAAGCGGCAGUAGGAGAAAGAAAAUGGUCUGAACAAUUUGAUUGCUUGUAAUUUAAAAUAUUAGGUCACUUUUAACAUUUGUGGAAUGUAAUUAAUAUAUUUAAAAAAAAAUCGAGAAAAAAAAAUAGAUAAGUUACACGCGCUUCAGAUCCUAUUAGAAAAUAUGUUUUUAUCAUUUAACAAUCGACAACAAAUAAAAUAUUGAGCUACUCUUUUUGUAGAUAAUUAAGAGGGUUAAUUUAAUAUCUCAAUGCAAUAGUGAUUAAUUAAGGCAAGGUAACUUGUAUCCAUUCAUUAAUUGUUUUUCAAAAGUUAGAAUUUUGCAGCGCGUUGUUUGCUAUGCUGUUCUUUUAGCGAUAACAGAAUUAAAAAGCCUUGUUCUGUUGGUGGAUAUACAAAAAAGGGUAUGAUUAAAAUAAAUCAGGCUUAUGCUAACGAAAAAAUAUUUUUAACGUUAAUUGUUUUACAAGAGUAGGUACCUAUUGAAGUGCUUAGGUGUUAAUAAAUGAUUUGGAUUCUGCAUGUUUUUAGGAUUCCGCAUCUCAAAUGAAAAUCGAACUCUUGGCGGUAACUCGAUUGUUUAUCCGUUCGUCUCUCACAGCUGUAUUUUUCUCCCAAACUUCUGGUCCGAUUAAUUUGAAACAUGAUUUGAACCAUAUUUAAAUAGGUAACCCCGAUAGCGGUUGUACAACUUUUACCUAAUCCAUUUGGGUAGUAAAUUAGAAAAUUCCAAAAAAUAAAUCGCCAUCUAUAUUGUGUGACAUAUCAAAUAAAAUGCUUAUUGCGAGUAUUUCAAAUAUAUUCUUGAAUAUUAACUGUUACUUCAUAAUUUGUUCCAAAAUUUUGAAAAAAAUGCAAGCAGUUGUUUUAGAACAGUUUUAGAUACAGAUUACAAGAAAAUCAAGCACAAGUGUAUGGACUUAAAAAUUUUAUAUUCGAACGGAACACUACGCUAACUCGCUCUAAUAUGCUCUUAGCAUAUUUUUUUAAAUAAUAUUAAUUUUUUAAAUUUUUUUAAACCUUCCUGUAAUCAAUGAGCUUAAAACACAACCUUCGGGACGUCCCUUUCUUUCAACUAUGUAGGUACUUAUAUAAUUAUCGAUUAU
This is a messenger RNA of Diatraea saccharalis (sugarcane borer), 2485 nucleotides long. The record is from the annotation of a GenBank genome assembly. Lineage: Eukaryota; Metazoa; Arthropoda; Insecta; Lepidoptera; Crambidae.